AUGUCCCUUUCAGAAGAAAAUAUAAAAUGUCUUUAUCGUUGUGAGAAUAAACCUAAACGACGUCAAGUUUUGGCAAAAAUUUUAAACUGUCAGUCGUGUGAUAGUGACGAAGAUGAUAUAAAAACAUCAAUAUUGUUGGAUUUUUAUUUGGAAAGUAUUAAUUUCGCGUCAGAAUGCGGUUUCUCAUGGCAACAGGGAUUAGCUGUUUUUGAGCUUAUGAAAGAACUACUUAACAGUACCCUAGGUAAAAUUUUAGAUUGUUAAACUAAAUAAGCAUAAACUAAGCUAUGCUAAGCUUUUAUACUGGAUAAUUUUAUAUGUGUCCAUGUAGGUAGUGCUAAUUUAAUAUAAGAACAUUUUGGAUUUAUAGGGACAUAGGCCCUAGCCAGCUAGCCUCUAGUUAGGGAUACAACUACCAGAAAAAUACAAGGAGAACUUCGACGUUUUGAGCGAAGUCCAUUUGUUGGGGAAGCUACUAACUUCACGACGAAGAAACAUAGAAGUUUUCCUUGUAUUUGACAAGUACUUGCAUUCUUAUAUAAAUCCAAAGUUAUCAAAUUAUUAUCAUAUAGAUCUUCCACUGUUGCAAGCAACGGAGCAUUUCAAGACGAUUCUCAAGACCCACGCUACAACCUUGCCUUCUCAGAGACUGGCAAAUCUUAUAGACUUUGUAUUCUCGUUCUUCUUCAACCACUUUCAUUUGUACAAGUUUGUCUUCACAAACGAACGAGACGUGAAUAAGAGGAGCACUCAUCUCAGUGUUCAGACACCGCCCCAAGAUUUACCAGCACUUGGGAAGGGGACAGAGAAGUCGGAAUGGGAACGGCAGCAAGUUUUGAAAAAGCUGGAGGAACAACAUAAUAGAAAAAUAAUGGUAAGUGUAAACCAUAGAUAGAAUCGGAAGAGGAGGGAGCUAGGAUAUACAUCCCCUUAGAGAAAGGCAACACAUCAUUUCCUGGCUCCCCAGGGCUAUGGCACCCCCACUGGUAUCCCCCUUUUUUGAUUGAAGAAAAAGUAACAAUGGCCUGGUCAUGUGAUACAGAAACGAUCCACCACCAAGGAAGAAAAAUUUGUUUGUGACAAUUAAGUUUAGUGUUAGAAAGAGCCCAGGUUUGGCAUAAUUUAAGCUAUUUAUUAUGCUUGAUAAAGCCAGCAACUUUACUAUAUCAUUUCAAAAUUCAAACGUUUUUUUUUUCAUUAUAAAGGAAAAACAAUUACAACUCGAUUCAGAAAUUGAGAGACUUCAGUCUCUUGUCCACGACAAACUCUCGCUACUCAACACCAAGCAGCCAAUAACUGCAGAGGAUUUAAAUAACAUUGUGGAAGAGACGGUGAGAAUAUAUGUGGCUGAAGCAGGGUCGACCAUCCAGCAUUUGAUUGAAGAAAACCAGGAGAACUUGGUGUACGAGUUUGAGAGAUCGGCUGUGGGACAGGAUGUGGAAAAGAAUGUGAAAACGUCGGCCGGGAAGGCAAAGUCACCUGGUACUGGUUUGGGCAAAAAGAAAGCAAAAGCUGGUAAACCUGCCAAGGGCUAG
Messenger RNA from Paramuricea clavata, 1535 nucleotides. The record is from the annotation of a GenBank genome assembly. NCBI's taxonomy places the organism in Eukaryota, Metazoa, Cnidaria, Anthozoa, Malacalcyonacea, Plexauridae.